Messenger RNA from Histoplasma mississippiense, 1536 nucleotides. Its product is annotated as anthranilate synthase component I. Bases 1 to 1536 code for a protein of 511 amino acids. Gene Ontology annotation, molecular function: anthranilate synthase activity. The transcript has 4 exons. The record is from RefSeq and is a predicted model, not a curated record. Lineage: Eukaryota; Fungi; Ascomycota; Eurotiomycetes; Onygenales; Ajellomycetaceae. Gene Ontology annotation, biological process: L-tryptophan biosynthetic process.
AUGUCACUACGAGUUGUGAUUCAACCCACAUUAGAUGUGGUUAAAGAUGUCCUGGCACAAUCAAAGGGGUCGCCGUAUCCGCCCAACCUCGUUCCUCUGGUAGCCUCCGUGCCCGCAGAUCUACUCACUCCUACUGUGGCAUAUUUAAAAAUCUCGGAGAACUCCAAACUCUCCUUCCUCUAUGAAAGCGCUACUACGAUGGAGACAAUAGGGAGAUAUAGCUUUGUGGGAGCUGUCCUCAAAACCGGUCCCGGCCAUGGCCCCGAAUGCGAUCCACUCCCCGCCCUCGAGGAAGAGCUUUCCCAGUUCCGCGUCGCCACAUUACCAGGCUUGGGGUUGCCGCCCAUGACCGGCGGAGCAAUUGGCUACGUCAGCUAUGAUUGCGUGAGAUAUUUCGAGCCCAAGACAGCACGGACUAUGAAAGAUGUUCUCAAGGUCCCUGAGUCGUUAUUCAUGAUGUUCGAUACCAUCGUUGCCUUCGACCACUUCUUCCAGGUUGUCAAGGUUAUCACCUAUGUGCGACUCCCAAAAAACGGCUGUGAAGAUCUUGAAGUAGAAUAUAAACGGGGUCAAGAGGUCAUCCAGCAUACCAUCGAUGUGUUGCUAAACCAUAACAUCCCUCUCCCUCCGCAGCCACCAAUUAAACGGGACCAGCAGUAUACUUCUAAUAUUGGGCAGGCAGGAUACGAAGGCCAUGUGAAGGCGUUGAAAGAACAUAUCAUGAAAGGCGACAUCUUCCAAACCGUCCCUUCACAACGACUAGCACGCCCCACGUCUCUUCACCCCUUUAACCUGUUCCGACACCUGCGCACCGUGAAUCCAUCCCCGUAUCUCUUCUACAUCGACUGCGACGAAUUCCAGCUCAUAGGCGCGAGUCCCGAAUUACUAGUCAAACAAGAAGGACGGCGGAUAAUUACGCAUCCUAUCGCCGGCACUGUGAAGCGCGGGAAAACCCCGCAGGAGGAUGCCCAACUCGCCUCGGAGCUCAGCAACAGCGAAAAAGACCGUGCCGAACAUGUUAUGUUAGUCGACCUCGCGCGUAAUGACGUCAACCGCGUCUGCGACCCGGUAACCACAAAAGUUGACUGGCUCAUGGCCGUGCAGAAAUUCUCGCACGUGCAACAUCUGGUGUCGCAGGUGUCGGGCAUCCUGCGGCCGGAAAAGACACGUUUCGAUGCUUUCCGCUCCAUCUUCCCUGCCGGCACGGUCAGCGGGGCCCCUAAGGUACGGGCCAUGGAGUUGAUUGCUGAGCUUGAGGGUGAGAAGCGCGGGGUGUAUGCGGGGGCGGUAGGGUAUUUUGGAUACAAUAGUGCUAGUACAGAUGGGAAGGAGACUUUUGAUGGGGCGAUGGAUACCUGCAUUGCGCUGCGAACCAUGUUGAUGAAGGAUGGGGUUGCAUAUUUGCAGGCGGGAGGGGGAAUUGUGUUUGAUUCGGAUCCGUAUGAUGAGUAUGUUGAGACGUUGAAUAAGUUGGGGGCUAAUAUUCAGUGUAUCAAGAAGGCGGAGGGGACGUAUAUCGCCAAGGAAGGGCUGUAG